This is a messenger RNA of Phragmites australis (common reed), 1777 nucleotides long. Its product is annotated as S-adenosylmethionine synthase 1-like. Gene Ontology annotation, molecular function: methionine adenosyltransferase activity; ATP binding. Lineage: Eukaryota; Viridiplantae; Streptophyta; Magnoliopsida; Poales; Poaceae. The coding region runs from base 49 to 1365 and encodes 438 amino acids. The record is from RefSeq and is a predicted model, not a curated record. Gene Ontology annotation, biological process: S-adenosylmethionine biosynthetic process. Gene Ontology annotation, cellular component: cytosol. The transcript has 2 exons.
CCCGGGCCCACCUUCCCCGAUCCGCGACCGGCGCCACCGCGGCUAUAAAUGGCGGCCCCGAGAGCAUUCCAUGGAUCCCGUGCCACACAUCCGUCUGCCUCUUCUCCCCCUACCGUCCCGUCCCGAAUAAAGAGCAGCAGCGCAAGAGGCAGGUCGAGUAAUUUACCCGAGAAGAAAGCAAUGGCGGCGGAGUCGUUCCUGUUCACCUCCGAGUCCGUGAACGAGGGCCACCCCGACAAGCUCUGCGACCAGGUCUCCGACGCCGUCCUGGACGCCUGCCUCGCGCAGGACCCCGACAGCAAGGUCGCCUGCGAGACCUGCACCAAGACCAACAUGGUCAUGGUCUUCGGCGAGAUCACUACCAAGGCAACCGUCGACUACGAGAAGAUUGUGCGCGACACCUGCCGCGAGAUCGGCUUCACCUCCGACGACGUCGGCCUCGACGCCGAUCGCUGCAAGGUGCUCGUCAACAUCGAGCAGCAGUCCCCCGACAUCGCGCAGGGCGUGCACGGCCACUUCACCAAGCGCCCCGAGGAGAUCGGCGCCGGCGACCAGGGCCACAUGUUCGGGUACGCCACCGACGAGACCCCCGAGCUCAUGCCGCUCAGCCACGUGCUCGCCACCAAGCUCGGCGCGCGCCUCACCGAGGUCCGCAAGAAUGGCACCUGCGCCUGGCUCAGGCCCGACGGCAAGACCCAGGUCACCGUCGAGUACAUCAACGAGGGCGGCGCCAUGGUCCCCGUCCGUGUGCACACCGUCCUGAUCUCCACCCAGCACGACGAGACCGUCACCAACGACGAGAUUGCCGCCGACCUCAAGGAGCAUGUCAUCAAGCCUGUGAUCCCCGAGAAGUACCUCGAUGAGAAGACCAUCUUCCACCUGAACCCGUCUGGCCGCUUCGUCAUCGGUGGCCCUCACGGUGACGCUGGGCUCACCGGCCGCAAGAUCAUCAUCGACACCUACGGUGGCUGGGGAGCCCACGGUGGCGGUGCCUUCUCCGGCAAGGACCCGACCAAGGUCGACCGCAGUGGCGCCUACAUUGCCAGGCAGGCUGCCAAGAGCAUUGUUGCCAGUGGCCUCGCUCGCCGCUGCCUCGUGCAGGUGUCCUACGCCAUUGGUGUGCCUGAGCCUCUGUCAGUGUUCGUCGACUCGUACGGCACCGGCAAGAUCCCCGACAAGGAGAUCCUCAAGAUUGUGAAGGAGAACUUUGACUUCAGGCCUGGGAUGAUCACCAUCAACCUCGACUUGAAGAAAGGCGGCAACAGGUUCAUCAAGACCGCAGCCUACGGCCACUUCGGCCGUGACGACGCCGACUUCACCUGGGAGGUGGUCAAGCCCCUCAAGUCCGACAAGGCAUCUGCUUAAGAACGAAGGGAGAGGAAAUGAGGAACGUCUCACGCUUUCUACCUCUUGCUGCUGAUACCUGCAUUGCUGUUGCUUCUGCUGCUCCUGGAUGUGUCUUUGAUCAGUGACUGGUUGCUCCUUGGAAGAAGAAAUGCUUUGGCCAUUGCCGCGACAAGCCAUGUCGUCGCCCACCCGCGUAGUGAUGGUAGUUUUGUUGUGGCAGCCAGGAUUAUGCGCUGAUCUUUACCUUUACUAGUUGAGUCUUUUGUUCUGCAUCUUUUUCUUUUUUUUGAGUCUGCCGGAACUGAGAUUUGCAGUUUGCUCAAUCAGAUGUUAUUGUUAUGUUAUUCUUUAGGUGCCUUCCGUGUAACCUCAUUGAUACUACUACAUGUUUCAAUGCCAAUCAAAGGAUUAUAUGUGAUCCGUACUAGCA